AUGAGCCAGGAUCCAAAUCUCCUAUCCCCGCGGUCUGCAUCAGGAUUUCAAUCAACUCCAUCUCCGUCGACACCAGUGUCACCGUCCGAUGAGCCACAGAGCUAUGAUGGGGGCGAUAUUGCAAUGGAGAACAUAUACGCUUCGCCGCUAACGUCACCCAAUGCAUUCACUCGUGGCGACAAGAGUGGCUCAUACAUAUCGCUUAACGGCCCUCUCGGCAAGCACGACUCUGACAACCAGUCUCUGUUAAAUCACCACAGCCGUCAUCAUCACGUCAAACAUUUCGAUCACAGUGAAGCUCGGAAAUAUCUGUUCAAGACCGGGGGCUACAAGCUCCUGGUCACCAUCUUUUUCAGCGCACUUAUGUGUAUCGCGUUGAAAGCUUGGGAGGGGUUCAAUGGACACAUCGUACUGUCAAAGAAGGAUGUCAGGGUGUUCAACUCCCUCAUGAUUGGUCUUUCCCUUUGCUUGGGUCUCAAUCUGCUCGCCUCGCUCCAGAAUUAUGCGGGGAUCCUUCGUUGGUCUCUGCUGAGUCGGCGAUACGUAUCCCUGGAGGCCUUUGAUCUGAUGCUUGGGCUAGAAAGACUGAGCAACGUCGUCAAGUUGAUGGUCAUCUCUCUACCUUUGGUGCGACGCCGAAAGUACCUGCGGAAGUUCAGUUGGUUCAAGGACGUACGACAGGAUGACACAAAGUGGACAUGGCUUGUCUGUCUGAUCUGGCUUGCCAUCAACGUUGGGUCGCAAGUACUUGUGGCCGUUUCUUCUCUUUUCUACCCCAUGGACACAUCCGAUUUUCCGCUUCUUACUUAUGGUGAUGUCACCGUAGCAGACCUGACGCGGUGGACCGCUGGGAAUGAAACCAAGAGCAACGCCACCGCGCUCGAAGCGGCAUGGAUGUAUGGUAUGGAAGCCAUUGUCUACCCAGAGUUCGCUCCCAACGACACGCAAAAAGACCUCUCGGGACUUGCAGGCACACCAUUGUACAAGCUCGACAACGGAUCCGAUGAAUACCGCUUCUUCAACCGUAACCCAAACCAUCCGUACUCCGACUACAUCCUGAGUAACCGCAGCAUCUCAACUACGACGACAUGCGUGACAGUUGAAGUAGGUGGGAAGAUUGUGGAAAACUCGACAGACGACACUGCCUUCGUCAAAGGCAAAGCGCCAGGCAAAGAAUGGGAUAAGUUCUAUCUUCCUCAAUACGCUGGAGGGGCGCUCACAUGGAUGGCCUCGAUUCCCGAGGCAUGUGGUGCACGCUGCACAAACUUCACCGUUCUCCAGAACCGACUCGGCAACAUUGUCAACGAAACGUCGCUGUUCCUCUGCAACAGCACCGUCUCUGAAAUUCGAUCUGGCAAGGAAAAGAAUGACAUCACCCUCCAGAGCAAAGAAGACUCAGACGCCGUCUUCGGCACUGAUCAAUUCGCCCGCACGGCAUCAGGAGCCAUGGGAUGGACCGGCACGUCGUGGGACAACUGGGACGAUAUGCAAUUCCGGACCUAUACGCGGGGAUCCAGAUGGUCUCCUUCGCACAUUGUCAACGCAUCGGAAGUAGAAGACAUGCUGAUGCGCUUCACCAUCGGCGCCAUCGCUGCCUUCGAUGACCACGGCAUCCGACACAACGUCACGGACCAGUAUGUCGUGCCGACGCAGGGCCAGCAGCUUGCCGUCGACUGGCCUUACAUCUUCAGCAUACUGGGCGGGAUCUGCUUCAUCCAGUUCGCCGCGCUGUGCUGUCUGCUGCUCUUCGCGAACCGCACCAUUGUCAGGGACGAGAGCUUCUUCAGCACGGCCAUGCUCUUGAGUCCCGUUGUGGGCCGUAUUGGCAAGGAGGGCGGCGGCAUGAACAUGAGUGGUGAUGAGAUUAAAGACCAUCCUAAGCUCAAGUGGAAGAAGAUUAGGUACGACUACCGCGAGGGCAAGAACGGCGAUCCUCAUCAAGUGGACAUCUUCUUCGAGGGUAAAGAUAGCAAAGAGAGCAGGAAGAGCUGGGCGGCCGGGGCGUAUAGUUGA
Messenger RNA from Ascochyta rabiei, 2013 nucleotides. RefSeq lists its product as uncharacterized. The transcript has a single exon. NCBI's taxonomy places the organism in Eukaryota, Fungi, Ascomycota, Dothideomycetes, Pleosporales, Didymellaceae. The record is from RefSeq and is a predicted model, not a curated record. The coding region runs from base 1 to 2013 and encodes 670 amino acids.